CCAAUCAGCACUAAUCUAUACUUAUCUCUAAUGUCUACCAGAUAAUGAUUGUAUUACAUAACAGAUGAUGAUUGUAUUACGUAGUAAUACUUUAAUCAACUUUAAUGCUCCAUAUCUCGCUUCGCAGAGCAGUCCCGGACAUUUUUCUAACAAUUUAAUCAACUUUAACGCUCUACAUCUCGCUUCGCAGAGCAGUUCCGGACAUUUUUCAGAUUCUUUAAUUUUACACAAAAACGCAUCGAAUGAGCCUAAUUUCACCGAAAUUGGAGUACGGAAGAAAUUGAUUUAAGUUGGCAAGCGCAACAUCUUUGCGUCAGUUACUCGCAAUGAAGCAUGCAAUUAUCCUCGUUCUUGCUGUUGCAGCGACAAUUGAGUCAAUAAAUGGCUGCAAAAUCAAACGCCGAUUGGAGUUUGGAGACGAAAGCGGAGAUGAUGGAUAUUAUUGCGUUUGCAAUAUGACGUACUGCGACGAAGCUCCGAACGUGAGCAGGACAUCCAAUAGAUUUAAAUAUUUCCUAAUAACAUCCAGCAAAAGUGGUUUGCUCUUUAACGUAUCAAACGGUAUAUACAAAACGUAUAAAUUGAAUGGCAAAUCAGCUCCAUUGGGAAAGAUCACUAUAAAUCGAAAAGACGUAUACCAAAAAAUCUAUGGAUUUGGUGGGGCUGUAACUGAUUCAGCGGCUAUGAACAUUCAUGAACUAACGCUCGAGGUAUCCGAGCACUUAUUGAGAAGCUACUUUGGUCCGCAUGGUAUCAAUUACAAUUUCAUAAGAACGCCCAUGGGUGGCUGUGAUUUCUCAAUGAGACCUUACACUUAUGCAAUGGUAGAAAAUGAUACUUCGCUUCAACACUUCGAAUUACAAGUAGAGGAUAAUCUUUUCAAGAUACCGAUAAUAAAGCGAGCUCAAAAAAUAAAAAAAGGGAAAAUUAAGUUGUUGACUGCACCAUGGAGCGCCAGUCCAUGGAUGAAAACUAAGAACUCUUGGACGAUUGAUACUAAAUUACGUCCAGAAUAUCGACAACUAUGGGCAGAUUAUUUCGUAAAAUUUUUCAAGGCUUAUCGUCAUAAUGGUUUAGAAUUUUGGGCUACAACGCCUCAGAAUGAACCAGAAAAUUACAAGUAUAUUCCGCUAAGUAAUAAUAUGUCUAUCAACGCAAUGGCAUGGACAGCCGAGGAAGAACGUGACUGGAUUAUCAAUUACUUGGCGCCAACCUUAAAGAAAAAUAAUUUCGAACAUAUCAAGAUCUUCAUAUUGGAUGAUACCAGACUAUCGAUUCCUGAUUGGCCAAAAACAAUAUUUGAAGAUAAAAGAGCAAGAGAUAUUGUUUCUGGAACCGCGGUCCAUUUUUAUUUUGAUCAUUUUAUCAGUCCGAGUGUCUUGGAUGAAAUAAAAAAGCUGUUUCCAGAGCAGUCAAUAUUAUACACGGAAGCUUGCGCUGGAGUUUUCGAAGAGCAAAAAGUGAUACUGGGAUCGUGGAAACGUGCCGAAUUGUACGCAGCGAAUAUCAUCGAAACUAUGUCGCACUGGGUGUCCGCUUGGAUCGACUGGAACAUUGCUUUAGAUACGAAUGGUGGACCCAAUUGGAUCAACAAUUUUGUUGAUUCUCCAAUAAUAAUCAACAGCACUGCCAAUGAAUUCUAUAAACAACCGAUGUUCUAUGCAAUUGGACAUUUUUCAAAAUAUGUCCCACCUGGCAGCAAGAGAAUUGGCAUAAAAUCGCAGCAUAUCGCGAAUAUGCGAAACAUUGCAUUUUCCACGCCUGAUGGUGGUACCGUAUUGGUGAUCUUAAAUUUGAACGAAGAGGACAAAGAAAUUUUGAUCCACGAUCCAAAGAAAGGAACAACAAAACUUAAAAUCCUCGCAAAGUCCUUAAAUACCAUGAAAUAUUGGUGAUGUAGUUGAAAUAUAAAUCCGCUGUAAUGUAAUAUAUUGAUAGAUACACAUAAUACGUGAUGUGAACACUUAAAUCGUUUUACAGAGUUCUUUACAAAGAAUUCUUUUAAGAUCUAUCUAUUUAAAUUUGAGGGGGGGAGAGGGAUUAUUAAUAUUUCAGAGUGAUUGUAUUGAAAGUCCGAAUGUAAUUGGCACGCAAUCAUAUGUUUUGAGAU
Messenger RNA from Acromyrmex echinatior (Panamanian leafcutter ant), 2110 nucleotides. RefSeq names its product lysosomal acid glucosylceramidase. NCBI's taxonomy places the organism in Eukaryota, Metazoa, Arthropoda, Insecta, Hymenoptera, Formicidae. Gene Ontology annotation, molecular function: glucosylceramidase activity. Gene Ontology annotation, biological process: glucosylceramide catabolic process. The record is from RefSeq and is a predicted model, not a curated record.